Messenger RNA from Gigantopelta aegis, 1717 nucleotides. RefSeq lists its product as uncharacterized. Bases 73 to 555 code for a protein of 160 amino acids. NCBI's taxonomy places the organism in Eukaryota, Metazoa, Mollusca, Gastropoda, Neomphalida, Peltospiridae. The transcript is spliced from 5 exons. The record is from RefSeq and is a predicted model, not a curated record. Gene Ontology annotation, cellular component: membrane.
UGACGUCAUAGUGUUUAUUCGACGUCAUUCAUCGCAUGACGAUUGAAUGGACUAAUGGCAUAAUGAAAUCCAAUGGCAGAGUCAUAUAACACAGACACAUUUCACGUCAGCGAAGGCCGGUCAUUACUGGAUCCGCAACAACCCUACACACAACAGCCUGGCUACGGGGCACACCAUGGAUACGGACCGCCAACGCAUCAAGGAUACGGACCGCCACCGCGGGGCUAUGAACACACGCAUACUGUUUACGAAGAGCACAUAUUUCCUCCAACCUGCCCGGUGGGCCAGCCGCCAGACUACUUGAUCCUGUCUUUGAUAUCGUGCUGUUUCUGCUGGCCCUUAGCACUGGCUGCUGUCGUGGCGUCAUUCAGCUCCAGGAACGCGUCUGAUUCUUGUGACUACGACAAGGCACGACGUCACGGGGAGUUGGCAAAGAACAUCGCCAUAUCCGCCAUCGUGUGCGGCGUCGUGUUGUUCUGCAUCUUCAUCAUUGUCAGGAUUGUGGGCUACAGCCACCCCGUCAUACACUUCCGACACGAAUACGCUAACACCUAGUCCACCGCAGAGCAAGUCGCUUUAACAUUUAGUCUUGAAUGUUGUGUUUCUUGUUUGUUGACGACUCUUCAAUUUACUGAAGUGUGUGUGUGUGGGGGGGGGGGGGGGGGGGGGGAGUUGUUAAAGAAACGUUUAUAUAUAUUCACUGUUUAUAGUAACUACAAUUUUUUCCGUCUUAAUUAACGCCAAAAAAGUAUGAAUUGAUGUAGAGUGUAAAUAGACAUGUGCAGGUAUUAUAUAAUCAUGGUCAUUUUAAUAUCUGCAAAAUUUAAUAAUUUAAUUUCGGCACAAAGUUCGUAUUUAGAGUCCCCUGCCGGUCUAACCAGAGGGGACAAUAGAUUUUAUCUCCGUACUUCUGUCUGUCUGUCUGUCUGUCUGUCUGUCCCACAUAUAGUUUGAGAUACUGAGCUGACAUUUUGUGUGUAGCUUUAUUUGUACCGUUACAGUGCAAGUUAUGGCCCAAGAACUUAGGAGGUACGAACAUUUGUUUUGCGAUUUACUCAUUUGUUUGGACCUUGAAAUUAGGAUAUAUGAAACUUUGUUUUUUAGUGUGGGUUUUUUGUUUUGGCUUUAUCAUAUACUGUUAUUGAUCAAGUUUACAAACUAUUCACAGAGUUAUCGCCCCUUGAAUUUAGGAGAUACGAAAAUGUUUUGGGCCCGUAAGGGACAUGUAUUGCCUUAACAGUACUCUCAAAAUGCUUGUUGCAUUUAUUGUCUUUGCUAUACCAACAUUACAUUUUUAAUAAAAUGUAUUUGUUUUACUCUCUCUCUCUCUCUCUCUCUCUCUCUCUCUCUCUCUCUCUCUCUCUCUCUCUCUCUCUCUCUCUCUCUCUCUCUCUCUCUCUCUCUCUCUCUCUCUCUCUCUCUCUCUCUCUCUAUGUGUGUCUGUGUGUAUGUCAGAAACAUAAAAAUAUUAUACAUUUAUAUUAUUAUUAUUGUAAAUAUCAUAAAUGUAUUAAGUUGUAUUAACAAUACUGCGUUGUAAUAAAUAAUUACAAAGAUAUAUCAAUAUUGGUCCUAUGGAUUUAUGGGUUUAUGUAGGACAAAAAUAUUUUGUUUAGUUGCUUUGUCUGAAAUAAUAAAUAAAACUAAAAGCUAUUUAUUUAUCUUGUUCAAAACUGAAAUAAAUAUAUUACAAAAUUGUCUUUAUAUUACACCAUAA